AUGGGAUUUUUGUAUCAGGUGCUUAAGGAUGUCCAAAAAAACAAAAACCUCGUAAAAUAUUUUUACACUCUAUCUGAAGCAAUUAGAAAGCUGAAAACAGCGGAAGGUAAAGCCGGCCUUCGAGGUGUUGUUGGCACUGUCUCCAGGGGCAUUAGUUACCAUGUUGAUGGGUUUACUGGGCACAGUGACGGUUUGAAAAAAGAGUUAGAAAAGCUCAAUAAUCAACAUAUUGAGCCGUUUAACAAUGUUAUUGGUGAGCUUAAGACUGCCGAUGUAGGUAAAGAAUUUGAAGUUGCUGGUAGGUUGCACCUAUGCAUUCAGGCGGCUCAGCAGUUUCCCGAGCAGAUGAACAGGGUAGAAGAGAAAUUUUCAACGCUCGAUGAGAACUUAAAAAACAAGUUAAAGGACGAUUACAAUGCUAUAGAUAUUAAUGUUAACAAAUUUGUCGCAUCGGCAACUAACUCAGAACUUCACGCGCUUUUGACCUUGGCGGAAAAUAAGUUUGAUGACUUGAGAAAUGAUAUCACACUUACUGCAGGAGACGCCAUAGUGAAAGCUGGAGAGCUAAGAAAGGAUUGUGGGAAGCAGAUUGAUGAGAAAAUUAAAUUCGUGGAGGGAAAAGUACAAGAGGCCAUUACGGCGUUGAAGUCAUGGAUUGAGACGGCAGGAGGCGUUGUGGAUGAAGCUAUAAAAAUUGCUGAGAAAGUCCAUAAAGCGUUGGAUGCUUCUAAAAAAGCUGAUAAUACGCUGGGAGGUGAAGUAAUGAAAAUUGAAGUCUCAAAUCAAUUCAUUACCAGUGCAAAUGAAGAACUUGGCAAAACUGUUGCGCGUUUACAGGAUUGCAUUGAGGGAGCAGAACGAUUCCGUGCCGAAGCUGAGAAGAAGGCUAUGGAGGCACUGGAAAUCGUGAAUGGCAGUACAUACGGUGGAGAUAGACGUAAGGAGAAGAUUAAAAGCGCUGCCAGGUCAUUGCAGUCGAAAACAAUUACGCUUAAGAAGUGUUAUGAGUCUGCAAGGAUUGCCGUUCAGGAUGCGAAAAAUGCUGCACUGCUGACGCUUAAUGAUCUUGAUUCAAAGAUUAAAGAUGAUCUGGAUGCUUUGAGAGGCAAUAUUGCGAGGAGUUUAAAGAAGCAUGUUAGGGAUGCUAUCCUCACUCCCAUUAAAGGGGACGUUACUAAGAUUGUUAGUGGUGAGGUUGGCGGUAACAAUGGUAUGAAAUUAACCGAAGAAGCAGUGAAAGAGUAUGCAAAGAAGUUUACUCAUGAUAAGUUUGGCGAUAAGGUUUUGAAGGGAUGGGUUGCCGGCAUUAUUAUGGAAGAUGCUGUGGUGCGGAAUAGGCUGACAAGUUAUGUUAAGGAAAAUAGUAGCAUUUUCAAGGGUGAUGUGGAUUCAUAUCUGAAUGGCAAAGAUCUCACAUUGCAUGAAACGAUGCAGAAAGCAAUUAAAAAAGUGCUUCAGGCAGAUGUCAUAAAAAAUGCCAUGGGUGGUUUCACAGACGGACGAGAUACGGUUGAAUCAGAUUUGCAAGCUAUGAAGGAUGUCUGCCUUAAAUUUGCAACUUUACUUGGGGAAAAGGUUAGGGAGAUUGCGCAACUUAGAUUGCUGGCUGAGGCUAUAGUUCAGGCCAUUGAAAGCCGCGAUGGUUUGCAUUCGCCUAGCGCUGGAUUCUCUCAAUCUGAUCUUAAAGCAGCCUCCGAAUAUAUACUCCAGAGACUCGUUAGUAGAGCUAACCACGCUGCUGCAGAUAUCGAUUGGCUCAUUCUAGAAACGGUGGGCACCGAAAAACCAACCAGCAUCGUAAAAGAGUUACAUACUGCUACGAAGACAGCUGAGGCGCUUUCCGGAAAAAUUUUGCAGGGUCUUCUUCCAGGCGGUGGCAUCGGGUCAUUUGCCAAUCAGGUUGAGGCAAUCGAAGAACAGGUUACGACGCCGUUCAACGAUGCGCAUACACGACCUACGAAUGUUCAGAGUCUCAUGAUAAAUUACAAAGGAAAAGCUGGCAUUGGAAAUGAGGGCAGCGGUAAAGCAAAACUGAACGACCAGAUUGAGGAUAUUUUUAAGAAGAUGGAGGAACUUAAAGUGACCGAUUUCAGAAAAUAUAGUGGAGAUCCCAGUGUCACUGUUGACAGAGAAAUUGCCGACUUGCACAGCGCCGUUACGACAGCGCUUGAUGAGUUCACUGAUGCGCUCAAGAAAUUAUUGAAAACUGAAGACCUUCAUGAUAUACCAAAUGAAGGCGUACUCGACAAAUUGAGAUGCCUGGGAGCAAAGAUUGGAAAGGAUAUUACAGAUGACAGAUGCCUUGAUGGGAUUAAAGAGAAAAUAAGCGGUAUGCAAAAAAGUAGUCUUCCCAAAACCAGUAAUAUAACCGAAAGCAUCCAAUCAAUUAGACGACAGCUUCAAAACCUUCAAAGCGAAUUAAAGCUCACAGGAGGUCAGAGGAAUGACGUCAUAAACAGAUUGACAGAUCUAAGAGACAAUGGCAUUUUCGGUGAUCAAGAUGUCUGGGAAGGCACAUCCGCUAAAGGUCUUAAGAAGAUUCAUACUUACGUGCUUGAUUUGAACGUCACACAUUUAAAAAAUUUAAGAAACCAUGUUGACACCAUUCUCAAUGAAGCCGAGCAACAAGCAGUGGACUACAUCACCAAGACUCAAAAGGAAUUUGAGGAGAAAAUCACGGCAGCUGAGAAGGCUGUGAGGACGAAGAUACAGACGAAAUACCUUGAAAAAAUUGAUGCGCUGUACGAGAUGUUGAAAUCCACGUUCGCCACCCACAACCAAAAUAUAAUCACUACGAUUACAACCGACGAAGACUCCGGCAUCAAGGGUUUGAUGAAACGAAUGUACUGGCAUUCAAAUAUGUUUUCCCAAAUUCCACGUGACAAUGAUCUCGCAUCAAUGUCCUUCAAUCUCAACAAGUUCCUCACCCCGCUCAUGGAUUAUAUCAAAGGCCAAGUCUCCGGCGACAGCGCACUCAAAAGCGACGUCCGGUCAAUCUCCCUUCUUUCCCAUACGCUCCUCGACGACCUCUACGCUUCGAAGCAAUUUGACCACACUUUCAGUAGAAACUUAGGAAACCUUACAACCAAAUUAACGUCAUUCGCACCUAAGCAAUUUCAGAACACCCACCAUCCCGAGUUGGGAGACAUACUGAAACAUGGAAUGACCGGUUUCGUCACCGAGUUGCAGAAGCAGUACAUAUCGCGGUAUUCGAUGGAAACGUUCAAAGAUGCGUUGACUACAACCAAGGACGCAAAAGUCACAUUAACCGAGUACGGCCGGAAGUGCGCCAAAGUAUGUCUGAGCAUAGUGCCUAUGGUGACCGACUCACUAAGUGAGCUCAAAGAGAAGCUUGACAACGAAGACGGGAAGUGGAAGAAGUACAACAUAUAUAAUAAAGAUGCAUCCCAUCACAGCCUCCAUCGGCUGUUCUUCUCUGAGCACGGUUACGAUCCUGGUCUGCCGGUCGGCUCUAAACAUGGCGAGUUGAAUCACCGGACGGAGUGCGAUGGUGGACGUAUUUUGGAUCAUCUUAAUAACCAAACAUAUAAGUUAUUCGUUACUAGUACAAAGUCACAUCCUGCUCUUCGCUCCGAUUCCGAUGACAUAUCCGUCGUGGAGGUUGAGGAGGGAGGUCGACUCUCUGACCUAUUUAGUUACCUCUACGAUUACUUCGCCGUCUGCCACCUCGGCGCUCCCUCAAAGAGACACCCGUGCUCCGUUAACGAGAUGCUGUGCUGGCUGACCGGUCUCCCGCACAAUGGUGUUUACGGGAAGCUGAAGGGGCACGUUAAAUCGUUGUUCGAAGUGGCUGAUAAAAUCGAUCCGUCCAUCAAAAAAGUUGUGUCCAUUGACGCAUCUCCCCAUCGCAUUACACAUGACGAUGUCAAUAUCGCCAUCAAAGAAAUUUGCGAAACCUCGUACGCCCUGCUGACCACCUUCGUCGGCACCGGUGACGAGGCAACGUACUACGCGUGCGAGUUCCCUAACAACUCCCUUGGUUUGCAGUAUCCAUCGAACCCUGCCGACUGCCUCGACACGUUGCUGGACAUACUCCGUCGCAUUUUCCCGCCGCUGAAAUUCCUGUUCAUGCAGUGCGGUCAACCAGCGUCCGAAAAUGGUUGGUUGAAGUGCCUGUACGGUAAGAAUGUAGCGUCAUCCAAGUGGCCGUGCAAGGAGCACUCAAAGGGCAAAGCUAGGUGCGAACCAAAGUGUCAACCAACGUGCGGACCUAAGUGCCAACCAAAUUGCCGGCCAACGUCUCCACUUCAGUCUUACCUAUCCGACUCCCUUACCGGCCAUCUGCCACAUUCUGUAACGUCCAUCGGCUGCAGAGCUGAGUGUAAUACAUGUCCUAAGGGCAAGCCAGGAAUGCCCUGUAUCACUCCGCUCGGCUUCCGGGGCUUCUCCGGGUCGACCAAGACAGGCUCCUACCUGUCCGCCGUCAUCGGGGAAUUCUUAGGUAUCGCAAAUAUUCAUACCCUGUUUGGCCUAUCACCUACAACACCAAAAACGCUGCCGGAACACUUUGACUUCGUUUCGUGUCUUGUGCGUGGUUGGAUUGAUUUAUCAAACAGCGUAGGUAAAAGUGAUGUUCAAUAUGCUUUCGAAGCGUCCGCUGAAAGCCUGUCUAUCCAACUAUAUGAUAAACCUAACGAACUCACAGAUGCACUUCGUGACGCGUACGGUUCUGAGUCCUCUAAUCAUCGCAGCUGUGAGCAUCACCAUCUGCUGCAUCUCACAUCGUUCGACACAUGUAAGGGAAGCAAGAAACACUGCGCUCCGUAUAUCUCGCCACUCAGCAGAAACGCAUACACAUGUCUGCCAUUUAAGAACUCCAAUACGUACCUCUCCUGGGCCAUCUACCUCCCAUGGACAUUCUGGGAUCUGCUCAACAAUCUCUACAACGCCUUCUGCUCCAUCAACUGCCAGGACUGGGGAUGCCGUGGAUGUCUGAGGGGGGAUUCGUGCAAGAAGGGGGAGCAUGGUGUUGUUGAUAAAGAGAAGCCAUCUGCUGAUUGCCAAUGCCCUUCUAUCGUCGACUGCAAAGGUGUCGCACCAACGCUCUACCAGUAUGGAUUUGUAUUCGGCGAAGCGUCGACGCUGAAUGACAGUCAAUCGCCGAAGAAGUGCUCUGAUUUCUGUAGUCAGUUGAAGAAUGUUUUGAAUUCGCAAUAUUUCCAAAAGUUGUUCGAAGAGUGUGACAACUUCCUAUAUUAUAUCCGAUUCCCCUUCAUGUCACUAACUCUAGCCCUCUGGCUCCUCUCCUUCCUCUACCUCCUCUACAUCAUGGUCAUCCGCCUAGACCUCCUCUACAUCAUGGUCAUCCGCCUAGACCUCCUCCACAUCAAAUCGCAUCUGCACUCACCAUCAUCGCAUCGUAUCGCUGCUCAGUCACUACUCGCCGCUGCUCGUGUUAACAAGCUUAACAGAGUGUUUUACCUGCAACCAUAA
Molecule: messenger RNA, 5454 nt
Organism: Babesia bigemina
Lineage: Eukaryota; Apicomplexa; Aconoidasida; Piroplasmida; Babesiidae
Exons: 1
Coding region: 1-5454 (1817 amino acids)
Source: RefSeq, a predicted model, not a curated record